This is a messenger RNA of Drosophila kikkawai, 2454 nucleotides long. RefSeq names its product knotted onions (gene knon). Lineage: Eukaryota; Metazoa; Arthropoda; Insecta; Diptera; Drosophilidae. The record is from RefSeq and is a predicted model, not a curated record. Gene Ontology annotation, molecular function: proton-transporting ATP synthase activity, rotational mechanism. Gene Ontology annotation, biological process: proton motive force-driven ATP synthesis.
UGCCUUCAUCUACACCUCCACAAAAUCAUAGAUGUACGCUUCAGUAAUAGAAUAGACUUGAUUCCAAUGUAAACACACCACAUAUAUUCAGGCGUAAGAUAAUACAGGCUAAGAAAAACCCAGGAUGUGGGAGAAGCUGGUGAACUGCAUCAAGGGUGGCGCCGGCUUCAGCCAAAAGCAGGGCUGCCAAGCGGUCCAAAUGGCGGAUUUGAUGAAGCAGGUGCCCCCGAAUCAGCUAAAGCAGUUUAAAAUAUUUGCCAAGAAGCACGAGGAGUACAAGGAACGCGUUCGCAAGUAUCCUGAAUCCUUGCCGGCCAUCGAUUGGGAAUACUAUCGCCAGAAUGUGCGCCCAGAAUUCGUGAGCUGGGUUAAAACGUACGAGUCCAAGUAUGACAAACUACAUUCCCUAUUUGAAAAUCGACAUACGCUUGUGGAUCACAAGCGUUAUUUCCAAUUGGUAGACAAGGAAUCGAAGGAGGUUCAAAAGGAGAUUAGGGACUUUAAGGAUGCAUCGAAUAAAAGAAUAGAGAAGCUUACCGAGCAGCUAGAAUUUCUCAAGUCCCUCAAACCCUACGAGGAGAUGACAAUGGAGGAGUUCUGCUAUGCUUCCCCACACCUGGCGCCCGAUUUUAUAAACAAACCCACAUUUUGGCCCCACACACCGGAGGAGCAGAUGCCAGGUCCCUCGGAUCCCGAAGCAGCUGCUGCUCUCCACGAAGAAGAGCAUGAGCCACCUGAGCCACCAAAGAAGGCAUCACCGCCGGAAGCUGAGUCAGCUCCAGAGAAACCAGCAGCUGUGGCAGCUCCAGAGAAACCGGCAGCUGUGGCAGCUCCGGAAAAACCACCUGACGAUACCAAGGAAAUUGUAGAGGCCAAAGGCUCUGAGAUCGCCGAAAAAGCCACUAAAUUGGCCAAAGAUUUAUUAGAAAAAGCCACUGUUUUGCUUUACACUUUGAAAGAGAAAAUGUCUGCUAUGGCCAAGGAUGUUCAGAAGAAAGCCGAGGCCGCCAAGGCAGCCCGUAAAGAAGCUGCAGGCAAAACCUCAGAUACAGACUCAACUUCUUCAGAUCCCUCGGAUCAAAAAAUGCUCGAUAGCUUUUCGGAGCGGGAUUCCAAGCCCAAUAUCUGCAAUCAGACAAUUAUUCGUUCCGAAGAGGAGGCACGGAAUCCGGAGGUUAAAGCUCGCCACGCUGACCUAACCAUCGAGGCAGAACCUUGCGAGUCAGAGGAAGAGAGGAUUCGUCAAAAGACCAGAGAUCUGGAACGUCGCCGUCAAAAGGAGGAGCAAAGAGAGAGGGAUGGAAUUAGCCAGGAGGUCCCUGAUCCUUGUAAACCCAAGGAGGAAGAACCAGUUUGCGAGGCUCAGUCAGAUCUUUGUGAAUCUAAAGAAGAACCCAUCUGCGAGACUCUGCAGGAUCCUUGGAAGCCCAAGGAAGAACCCGUCUGCGAAGCUCAGCCAGAUCCUUGUGAGUCCAACGAGCCAGACAUCUGCCAGGAUCAACCAGAUCCUUGUAAGGAAGAAGAACCAGAGUGCAAGUCUGAGCCAGAUCCUUGUAAGCCCAAAGAAGUCGAACCCAAACAGACUGAACAGGACUACAUUUCCCCAUCGAAAUGCAGCGAGGAUGACCACAAAAAGGAUAAGAAAAAACAGCCAACAAAACCCGGAGACAAGCCCAAGGAAAGUGCCUCGCUGACCGAGAAGAUUGAGGGCAUGUACCAGAAAUUGAUAAUGGGGCAGGUUGCUAAAUUCAAGGAUCCAAUGGGUGAUGAAAAGGCCACUAUAAGCGGUGCUGUCGAAGUGGGUCCUGUUUAUAAGGAUCCCAAUCAGAUUGUACAAUUGCUGGCCGAAAAAAAGGAAGCCAAGGAAGCCGAGGCUAAGGAGGCAGCUCGCAUCGAGGAAGCCGUCAAGCCUGCAGAUGUCAAACCCAUUACCAUUUAUCCCAAGCGCGAAAUAUCGGCCAAACCAAAGACCCAAGUUCCGGAAAAAACCAAAAAGUCGUCCGAGGAGUUGGCUAAAGAUGUGCAUAGCAUGGCUCAGGGUGCUGCUUCUCUGCUAUCGGAUGCCUCCAACAUUCUAAGUGAUUUGAAGAAAAAUAAGGAGGUGCGCAUUGAAGUCCUGGAACAGGCCUAUAUCUCCGCCCAGAAACAGGCUCUCAGUGGUCUGGCCGAGGCCUCGAAGGCUGUCAACGCUGCCAACAAGUUGGCCAAGAGAUCACGCGAGGCACCGGGUGAAGUCAGUAGCCAGGAUUUGGCAAUGGCCGAGAAGCAUGCUGCUGUGGCCAAAAAUCUGGCCAAUCAUGCUGUUGCCUUAAAGGAUGAAAUUGCCCGGGUUCUCAAGGAUCUGAAGAAGAAAGCCUAACAUCUCUCUCGUUAUAUACAUAUAGUAUGUAUUUUUCCAACGUUUUUGUACCACAGUUUGUUCUAUGUUGUUCGUAUUAAAUUUUUAGUUGCAUU